Notechis scutatus (mainland tiger snake) is the source of this 1154-nucleotide messenger RNA. It is a transcript of the gene LYSET, whose product is annotated as lysosomal enzyme trafficking factor. Lineage: Eukaryota; Metazoa; Chordata; Lepidosauria; Squamata; Elapidae. The record is from RefSeq and is a predicted model, not a curated record.
UGAUCUCAAAAAGAAAAGAAAAAUUAAGCAGGAUCAGUUACUGUUUGGAUUGGAGGCCGCCAAGAAGUCUUCAGAUUAUAAACCUGAGUGGGAAAUUAAAAAGAAAAAAAAAUCCCAGAAGAAGGCAUGGCCAAUUAUUUCUAUAGUGCUGCCAAGAAAAUGUGUAAGACAUAUCCAUAAAAUCACCAGAGGGAAGGGAGUUCAAUCUCAAGGAGACUUGAUAAUCCACUUAAGGUACUUUCAAGAGGUGUGCUACAAAAGAAAAUUAUCGACAGAGAAAAAAGGGUGCAGAGCAUGGAGAAUGAUGAAUUUCCGUCAGAGGAUGGGAUGGAUUGGUGUGGGACUGUAUCUAAUAGCAAGUGCUGCAGCAUUUUAUUAUGUUUUCGAAAUCAAUGAGACUUAUAGUCGACUAGCACUGGAACACAUUCAGCAGCCGCCAGAGAAAUUUAAACAAGAAAUCAGUUGGAUGCAUUCCUUAAAAACACGUCUUCUCUCUGUACCCUUUUGGCUAUGGGUCAUUAUCUUUUUAAUACCUUAUUUACAAAUGUUCUUAUUUCUGUACUCAUGUACGAGGGCUGAUCCUAAAACAGUGGGCUACUGCAUAAUUCCUAUCUGCUUGGCUGUGGUUUGCAAUCGCCAUCAAACAUUUGCAAAGGCCUCCAAUCAAAUCAGCAGACUGCAUCUUAUUGACACGUAAGGAAACCAGUGUGGCUUGCCCUCUCCCAUUCCCCUGUGGCUGGGUUUUGAUAAGUUGAAGACCAUUUGAAUAUCUGAAAAGAACUUGAAAUUCUUUUUGUCAACAUUAACCUCUGGACAGAACACCUACCAACCUUCUAUUUUUUUUUAACAAGAUGAUUUUUAACUAUGGGGGUAUUCUAUUUGAUGAAAAGUUCUUUGAGAACAGGGGGUAACAUUCUUCAUAUUGGCCUUACAAAGCAGUUUCUACACUCCAUCUGAAGAUUUUAGAAUAAAUAUAUAUUUGAAACUCUAAUUCACUGUGCAUACUUCAAAACUUCAAGUUUCCUAUAAGCGAAUUGCUGAAAAUUGAAUUUACCUGUGUUUAUGUGUAAAUUUUGGAAUUAUUAUAAAAGUGGCAUUUGAGACAUUGUCCUUUCUCCUUUGAUGAUGUUGCACUAAAUAAAAUGGGAUUCCUU